GACGUGGAGUGGAGUAGUGGUCGCGGCCAUGCGGUCAUCGCGAUGAGUAAACUCGUGUCGCGCCGCGUCGGAUCAUCGCGUAAUACAGUGUAACCCAGCCAACGGCGAUCGCGAUAAUCGUCGCUUGAUUACACUCUCGAGACGGCGAUGCAUUGUUGCGCGGGUGUCUGAGAGGGAUACGCGUCCGUCGAUGAUGCUCGAUAGGCGGGAUAUUUUUAGGCUAGAACUACGCCCUGCGUAAAGCGAGGAAACUUGCCAAAGAUGCCUAUUGAAUUGGACGAGGUUGCCCCUCGUGAGAGGGGCAUAACCCGCACAAUGUCACAAGAUUCUGAAUAUGAUGACGCUUUAGGAGUACCUGAUUCGUUAGAAAUAACGGUUGAUGAAAAUGGGGAGACGAUACAAGUUCGUAAAGAAGAAACGAUAUGCACAGAUAGCGAAGAUAACGAACGUAGUGUGACCACGCAUCCCUUGAACCCAAAUCUAUAUACCAUAGAGUUUAGACACGGACCUUUUGUUUGGACUAUGAAAAAGCGAUACAAACACAUUCAAUAUCUGCAUAAUCAAUUGAAAUUGUAUCGUGCUAGCUUGAACAUACCUUUCCCUACAAAAAGUCACAGAGAGAGGAGAAAUAGUAUGAAGAGUCUUAGAACUGUGGACGAGAAAAGAGGCAGACGAAAUGUUUUACCAAGAUUUCCUAAUAAACCGGACAUUCUAGUGCCUUAUGAGCAAUUAAGUCAGAGGAGAAAGGAACUAGAGGAUUAUCUAAGUAACUUACUUAACAUAGAAAUCUACAGACGACAUUCCGAAACUAUAAAUUUUUUGGACGUUUCACCCUUGUCCUUUGUGGGUGACUUAGGGAUGAAAGGAAAAGAAGGUACGAUUCUGAAACGGACUGGAUCAGGCGCUAAAACGAGAUGCAAUUUCCUUGGCUUGUUGGAGUGCGGGCUCUGCAUCAAGUGCAAUUAUCUCAGCACCUCUCUUUGUGGCAAAUGGCAGAAAAGGCAUCUUGUUGUUAAGGAUACCUUCGUUGCAUAUCUUAAUCCUGAAGAUGGUAGAAUAAAAUCCGUUAUUUUGAUGGAUAAUGGUUUUGGGAUCAGCCUUGGCGUAUAUACUACGGGUUCACGAAGCGGCAUGCAGAUUUCGAAUCUGAGUAGACAUAUAGUCAUCAAGUGUUGGACAAAACGAAAGGCUAAGGAAUGGAUGGAGUUUAUACAAGAAGUUAGCAAUAGGGAAGGCAAAGAUUUUAUACAAACAAAUCCACAUAACUCGUUUGCUCCAUAUCGUCCUUACAUAUCCGCGACUUGGUUCGUGGAUGGAGCCGAUUACAUGUCUGCUGUGGCCGAUGCAUUGGAAAAUGCCAAGGAAGAAAUUUUUAUCGCGGAUUGGUGGCUUUCACCAGAAAUUCAUAUGAAAAGACCAAUGCCCGGUGGAGAUUAUUGGCGACUGGAUAAAAUUUUACGAAGAAAAGCAGUUCAAGGUGUCAAAAUAUUCAUAUUGAUAUACAAAGAAAUUGAAGUCGCUUUAGGCAUAAACAGUUACUACAGCAAACAGAGACUUGUAGAACAAUGUCCUGAGAAUAUAAAGGUAUUGAGACAUCCCGAUCAUGCGAGAGCAGGCGUGCUUCUUUGGGCUCAUCACGAAAAGAUCGUAGUUAUUGAUCAAUCUCUAGCAUUUCUCGGUGGCAUUGAUUUAUGUUACGGUAGAUGGGACAACAGUGAACACAGAUUAACAGAUUUAGAAUCCAUUCAUCAAUCAAGUAUCUACAUUCCCUCGAGAGACAAGCUGACUAAUACUAGCAGUAAAAAGGUAUUAGGCUGCAUAGACAGACAUGUUCUGUUACCAUUAGCAAUAGCGACAAAUACUAUAGCUAUGGCGACCACCAGAUCUAUGCCUUUAUUACCGAUGAUGGACGAAAAGACAAAAAAGAAUUUAGUAUUGUCAACAUUGUCAACGGAUAAUUCACUUUUUAUGCUGCAAGAAAAGGGAGAUGGUGUCAAGUGUAACACUCCCGAACUGCACAAGAAGAAUCUGUUUGAUGUCGCCAAAACAACCGUCGAUAAAAUGAAGAACACCGUUAAAGUGAAGAGACAGGAAUUAAUUAAUAUGGUAUAUACUUCUCAUGAAAUGGACGCCGAUGAUGUCGCAGAGAAUAAACUUUCAUUACCGGAAUCUGAGGACGCAGUGGAUUAUGCCUGCAGUUUACAACCCGCGACAAAGUUGUGGCUUGGUAAAGACUACACAAACUUCAUUGUCAAAGAUUUUAACGAUCUUGAGAAACCGUACCAGGAUCUCGUCGAUAGAACCACCACUCCUAGGAUGCCAUGGCACGACAUAGGAGUUUUAGUGCAAAACGCUGCCGCUAGAGAUGUGGCUAGGCAUUUUAUACAGCGUUGGAAUGCCGUCAAGCUAGAGAAAGCAAAUCUGAAUCCGUGUUAUCCUUAUCUAUUACCGAAAUCGUAUCAAAACUGCAGGAGCUAUGCUCCGUUUGUGAAAGAGGCAAACAAACACAAUGUUAAGUGUCAAGUACUACGUUCGGUGAGCUCUUGGUCGGCUGGCUUUCUCGAUUCAGAGACUGUGGAGCGGAGUAUACAGGAAGCUUACAUUCAGGCCAUCAGUAAAGCAGAAAGGUAUAUAUACAUAGAAAAUCAAUUUUUCAUAACGCUUGCCUCCAUGGACAAAGGUCUCGUGAAGAAUCAAAUCGGCGAGACAUUAUUGAAAAGAAUCCUGAGAGCGCACAGAGAAGGCGCGGUGUUCAGGGUAUUUGUAGUAAUGCCGUUGUUGCCCGGCUUUGAAGGAGAAGUUGGAGGACCCAGCGGAAAGGCAUUACGAGCGAUAACACAUUGGAAUUAUAAUUCUAUAUCGAGGGGAAAGGAUGCUAUUCUAAAUCAGCUGUUGGAGGCAGGUAUAGAAGAUCCCAGCGAGUACAUCACGUUCCAUGGAUUGAGGACUCAUUCUAUGUUAAAUGGCACGAUGGUAACCGAGCUUAUCUAUGUUCAUAGUAAACUAAUGAUAAUAGAUGACAACACAGUAAUCUGCGGGUCAGCUAACAUAAAUGACAGAAGUAUGGUUGCUACAAGGGACAGCGAAAUAGCCGUAAUAAUUCAUGACCAGGAGUUUGAAGAUGGCCGCAUGAAUGAUAUACCUUUUCUUUGUGGUAAAUUUGCUUCUUCCUUGAGAAAAAAAUUAUUCCGCGAACAUCUGGGAUUAUUGAAUACUAAAGAAGACAUUAAUAUCGAUGACGCCAUUAUAAAAUCGUUCUACAAGGACGUGUGGUGCGCUAGAAGCGAACGAAAUACGGAAAUAUAUGAAGAAGUAUUUCAUUGUGUUCCCACCGAUAAAGUAGUCAAUUUCGCUAUAUUGAAGCAAUUUCAAGAAAAAGUACCUCUCUCUAUAUCUGACCCAUUACUAGCGCAAGAAAUGGUAGAGAAUAUAAAGGGUCACUUGGUCAACUUGCCAUUAAAUUUCUUAUGCAAUGAAGAUUUAAAACCUGCGGCUGCGACAGUAGAAGGAAUGAUGCCGACUGCGUUGUGGACGUAAGUUUGCGCUAUGGUGAAUAAAUGUCUUUGAAAAUUCAUUGCAAUUGAACACAAAUUAGUAAUAAAAAUUUUCGAUAUUUUUAUUUUUACACAAACAAGGUGUGUUGUAAAAAGUGGUUUUUUUUGUUUUAUUUCCAUACGGAUUUUGUACUAAGGAUUAAGAAACAAAGAAAGGAUAAAUGGAUUUUUUAUGACUUUGACAUAUAUAUAUAUAUAUAGACAAAUUUUUCUACCUAUUUGUUAUUGCCUCAUGACAACUACUGGUCGAAUUUUUAUCGACAAGCGACUUAUGUCUAAUUUAAAUAAUAACAACAUAACAUUUUAGAUGCAAUAAUUCCUAAUACCUCAAAUAAUAUAUAUAUUUUUAAAUAUAAGGUAUUAUAUAUAUUAACAG
Molecule: messenger RNA, 3930 nt
Organism: Temnothorax curvispinosus
Lineage: Eukaryota; Metazoa; Arthropoda; Insecta; Hymenoptera; Formicidae
Gene: Pld
Product: phospholipase D2
Exons: 15
Coding region: 262-3537 (1091 amino acids)
Biological process (GO): phosphatidic acid biosynthetic process; cell motility; intracellular signal transduction
Molecular function (GO): D-type glycerophospholipase activity; phosphatidylinositol binding
Source: RefSeq, a predicted model, not a curated record